Molecule: messenger RNA, 1512 nt
Organism: Pneumocystis murina B123
Lineage: Eukaryota; Fungi; Ascomycota; Pneumocystomycetes; Pneumocystales; Pneumocystaceae
Exons: 6
Coding region: 14-1477 (487 amino acids)
Biological process (GO): N-glycan processing
Cellular component (GO): glucosidase II complex
Molecular function (GO): protein binding
Source: RefSeq, a predicted model, not a curated record
UUAUUUCUUAUAUAUGAAAGCCCUUUGUCUGUUUUUUAUAUGUUUUUUCAUUGUUUCUGGGAAAAUUGACCCACUACGAGGGGUUCCAGAGUCAAGGAAACAUCUAUAUAGAGAUGAAGGAGGAAUGUGGAAGUGUUUAAAUACGUCUCAAUAUAUUUCUUUUUCGCGUAUAAAUGAUGAUUGGUGUGAUUGCGAAGAUGGAUCGGAUGAACCAGGGACGUCAGCGUGUAAUAAUGGGAUGUUUUUUUGUGAAAAUUUUGGCCAUAUUUCUCGUUUUAUUCCUUCAUCAUAUGUGAAUGAUGGAAUAUGUGAUUGUUGUGAUGGCUCUGAUGAGUAUGAACAUAUUAUUGAAUGCGAAAAUACAUGUGAAGAACAGCAUAAAAAAUAUAGUCAGGAAUUAGCUAAUAAAGAUUAUAUUUAUAAAAAAGGAUCUAGAAUUCGUCAAGAAUGGGCAAAAAAAAUGAAGUCUAUGGACAAAAAGCUAGAUGAUGAGAUUAAAGAUAUUUUGAAUAAGCUGAAGGAUGCAAUUCGUAAAAACCGAGAGUCAAAAAGGUCAAAGAUUUUCGAAAAUUUAAAAAUGUUUCAAACAGAAAACACGUCCUUUCUAGGUGUGCUUAAUGAAAAGAUUGGCGAUAUUUUUGAGAAACAUAAAAAUAAACUUUCAUCUUUUAUGUAUUUAUGGCAGGAUAAAAUAGAUAUUUUUGAUGAGACUUUAAGAAAUCUAAAAAAAAUAUAUGAUUAUGAUCCAUCAAAUAUUAUUUUAGACAAUGUAAUAAAAUCAUUAGAAGAAGUGAAAAGUGAUUUAGACUUUGAAAACAAUGGGUAUAAUGAAUAUAUAGAAGAAUUAAAGGAUGAAUAUAACAAAUUUUUUGAGUUUAUUCACCGGGAAUAUCAUUUAUUUCGGUUUAAAGAAAGGUCUUUUUUUGGCUCUGUAGAGGAUUGGAUUAAGCGUAGAAUUGAUCAAAUAAAAAGAUGUCUUAUAUCUCAUAAGAUUUUGAUUGAUGAUGAAAAAAUUGAUCCACAAAUUAUAGAUGAUUAUGAUGCUUCUGGUGAAUCAAAUCAGGAAAUAGAUGAAUUAAGAGAGAAAUUAGGCAAGAAAGAAUUAUUAAGAAAGGAAAAAUCUAAAUUUUUUAAUGUUUAUUAUGCUGUUAAAGACGAAAUUAUUACAUUUAAGUUUAAAGAUUAUAUUUAUGAGUUCUCCUUUUUAAAAGAUGCAUAUCAAAUCUCUACUAAUGAUAAUAAUCGUAUUUUACUUGGUUCUUUUUCCCACUUUGAUGGACAUAAUAAGCUUUAUUAUUAUAAUGGUGACCGAUGUUGGAAUGGGCCAUCACGUUCUGUAAUGAUAGAAUUAUCUUGUGGAAUCAAAAAUGAACUUAUUUCUGUAAUGGAAUAUCAGAGAUGUGUUUACUUCAUGAAAAUACUAACACCUGGUGCUUGUAUUUUGCCUUCAAAUGAGAUAAAAAGGGAUGAAUUAUAAAAAAAAGACAAAAAUAAAAACAUUUUAAUAAUUUA